UCCCAACUGCUCCUUAUUUGGAUAAUAAUGGUCGUCUGAUUGAACAGCUGGCAGAUUUUAAAAGGUGAAAAAUAAUGUGUGUAUAAGAUCUAAGAUCUGUCGAGCUGUGACAUUGAACAGCGUGUAAGGACGACAAACGCAAUGUGUGUGUGAAAGAGAGACAGAGAGAGAGAGAGAGAGAGAGAGAGAGAGAGAGCUCCGUCGGCGCAGUACCGAGCGAGUCCUCCGGUGAUCUCAGAGAGAUGCUUUUCUCCUCCACAAUAAAAAACCGAGAUUUACUGAAAGAAAGAGAUUCUCCAGCGCGCUCAUCCACACACAUCUCGCGCGCUUCUGCUGAGGAGAGAAGAAACAUGCGCUGAAUGAAUGAACGCAGCCCGUCUGCGCGCGAGUGACAUUAUCAGCACCGGUUCGCGGGGGUUCAGAGUCCAGUGUGAAGAAGAUGAUCUGAUGCUGUGUUUUCUGAGUGACAGAGGCGCAGAUGGGCUUCAGCAUGACUUGCCUCUGGAUCUUAACUUUGGCCAUCAGUGUUCACAGAGUGCUCAGCGGCCCGCGGUUUUCUCAGGAGCCGGCGGAUCAGUCUGUGGUGAUCGGGGAGAGAGUAGUUUUGUCCUGCGUGGUGUUUAACUACACCGGCAUUGUACAGUGGACCAAAGACGGGCUCGCUCUUGGCAUCGGAGAAGAUCUGAGGGCUUGGCCGCGGUACCGUGUAUUGCGGAUCUUGGAUGUUGGGCAGUAUAAUCUGGAGAUCACGUCAGCGGACCUGACCGAUGACUCACUGUACGAGUGUCAGGCCACUGAAGCCGCUCUGAGGUCCAGAAGAGCUAAACUCACUGUUCUGAUUCCCCCUGAAGGUCCUGUUAUCGAGGGCUCUCCAGAGAUCCUGCUGACAGCAGGAACCUCAUAUAACCUCACCUGUGUGUCUCGAGGAGCAAAGCCACUGUCAACGAUAGAGUGGUACAAAGAUGGGAUCAUGGUGGAGGGAGCCCAUACCAGCACUGAAGUGUUAGCAGACAGGAAGAGGGUGACCACAAAGAGUUUUCUGGAGAUUCAGCCAGUGGACACAGAUACAGGACGAAAUUUCACCUGUGUGGCCUCAAACCUGGCUGCCCCGCUGGGAAAGAGGGUCACUGUGACACUCAACGUCCACCAUCCUCCUACAGUUGUCCUGUCUAUAGAGCCUCGCUCGGUUCUAGAAGGAGAGCGAGUUCAGUUUACCUGCCAGGCCACUGCCAACCCUCCCAUUAUGGGCUACAGGUGGGCUAAAGGGGGUGUGAUUCUGGAUGGAGCGAGAGAAAGUGUGUUCGAGACGACAGCAGAUCACUCGUUCUUCACUGAACCCGUGUCCUGUCUAGUCUUUAAUGCGGUGGGCAGCACCAACGUCAGUAUUUUAGUGGACGUUCACUUUGGUCCAAUUCUGGUGCUGGAGCCGAGGCCUGUAACGGUGGACGUUGACUCUGAUGUCUCACUCAACUGUAAAUGGUCAGGAAAUCCUCCACUCACCCUCACAUGGACCAAGAAGGGCUCCAGCAUGGUCCUCAGUAACAGUAAUCAGCUAUUCCUGAAGUCUGUGAGUCAGGCGGAUGCAGGACAGUAUGUGUGUAAAGCCAUCGUCCCCAGAAUCGGUGUGGGAGAAACAGAGGUCACUCUUACAGUCAAUGGUCCUCCAAUCAUCUCGAGCGAGCCGAUCCAGUAUGCGGUGAGAGGAGAGAAGGGGGAAAUCAAGUGCUACAUAGCCAGCACCCCUCCACCGGACAAAAUCGUUUGGGCAUGGAAGGAGAACGUGUGGGAAAAAGAGAGAGGGACGCUGCUGGAGAGGUACACAGUGGAGCAGAGUAGACCUGCGUCACAAGGGGGCGCCGUUCUGUCCACCCUCACCAUCAAUAAUGUCAUGGAGUCCGACUUCCAGUCCACCUACAACUGCACGGCAUGGAACGCGUUUGGACCGGGAACCAUGAUCAUCACACUGGAGGAGACAGAUAUAGUGCCUGUAGGUGUGAUAGCAGGUGGAUCUGUUGGAUCUUCCAUGUUGCUUCUGCUCCUCCUGUUUGCUCUGAUAUUCUAUCUGUAUCGACAGCGCAAAGCCAGUCGUCGUGGAGUCACGUUGAAGCCAGACAUUAAAGUGGAAACGGUCAACAAGGAGACUCACAGUCUUGAGGAGGAGGCUGCCAGCGCCUCCACAGCUACACGAAUGCCCUUCAAAGAUGACAUGGAGCUGAAGCAGGACGUCCAGAGCGACACGCUGGAGCCCAAGGCGGAGGAGUAUGAGGCCAAGGACCCCACCAAUGGUUACUACAAUGUUCGAGCUACAACACAUGAUGAAGUCCGCACUUCUAACCGUUCCCUGCUGUACCAGGAAUUUCGGCCACCAAAUCCUGCUUCAGUUUCGGCGUCAACUGGUGGCCCAGUGGCCAACAUUCACCCGGCACCCAUGGGCCGUUACGAGCCCCGGCCCACAUCCCGAAUGGCUCACAACACAUACACCCAUUUUAACACCAUUGCCAGGGCGUCGCAAAUCCAAGCCCCACCCAACCCUGUCUCCAAGACCACGGACUAUACUGGAGAGCGUGGCCUGCUGGAAUCAACCAAUCCACUGGCUUUUGACAGCUACGCUUAUUCAACAACACCUCAAUACAGGUUAGGUUUUGCCCCGCCUUUGGAGGCAGGACCAGCCUAUGAAAUGUAUCCUACUGGACAAGGGGUGGGGACGAGUCAAGAUGCUAACGUGGGAAAACACCCCAGCUCCGCCCAAUUUCCAUAUUCAACCCCACCUACAGAAUACUCUCAGAGACACACGCAGAGAAUGCAGACUCAUGUGUAACACACACUUACCAACAAAAAAGCACUUCCGUGGAAGAAAAUAUAUGGUACACGUGCUAAUUUUUACAAACUCUUACAGUAUGAAAACUCUCCAAUGCAACUAUAUGCAAACACACACACACACAUUGUGUUUUCUACCUUUACAACAACGUGAUUUAGAGAAAAAAAAGUGCCAAAUUAAUAAAUGACUGCAGCAGAAGAGGUCACAGUGAUGACUGGAGAGAAAGCGUGUAAACCUUAUCAUCUUUCCUUUUAAAUUUCAAGAAGAGGUUGAUGUGGCGAAACCUAAAAUAUCUGCACCAAAAAUGAGACACUGCAAAGCAGCAAUUGGACUGUUUUCUCCAUGUGAAUUGGUAUUGGCUGAAAGAAUGGCCAAUAAAAGGCUGGAGGGCACCAGAAGCCAUCAAUUUUUAGAUGUAAAGCCCAGUGAAGGCCUGAUUGCACUGGAGUUUACGCUGGACCUUUUUAGAUCGGUCCCAAUACUCAACCUAAUAAAAUAUAAUGCGUUUUAAAUUAUGGGAAUUGUGGGUGGGCUCACCCAAAGUUGUAUAAUCCACAAUGUGAUAUUGCAGAACAAGUCAGCGAGCUGAAUAAUUCUGCAAGUGUCGACAAUCACUUGUGAAAUAACUUACCGUACGGCCCGCUAACCCCUGCUCACACUGCCCGAGCUCCUCGUAGGAAUAGCUGUCUGCUGCCAGUUUGAACUCUUCUGAACUCUUCUGAUAGGACGGAGACGUGAGUGUCUGGGUAAAUGCCACCAGUGCUUUUAACUCUGAAAGCUGGAGUUUAUGUAACAUUUUAGGAUUUUUUACAGAUGGAUGCUACUCAAAGUGUGUCAAAGUGAGCUUACAGACUUUUCUCUGAACACACGCUCUGCCUCCUUCCAAGAAAACCUCACGAGUAUUUGACGCUCUGUGUUCCUGUGUGUGUGGAUGAGUGUGUGUUUGCUGACGUGGAGGAAAAAAAAUGAAUGUGAUGAAUCUCUUUCUCUCAAGUGUCCAUGUAUUUGUCCUUAACACUUUCAAAGUAGAGUAGAGUGCUUUUCAAUAUUUGUAUCUGAACUAAAUUACAUUUCAAAAUGCUUUUAUAAUAUUUUUCUAAGAUAGUGGUAAGGGGUCACAGAUCGAAUGAUUUUUGGUAUAAGCAAUGUAAAGGAAUUUUUUUUUAUGUUCAUGAUUUGCACAUUUGUCUAAAUUCUGUAAAGGGAUGAAGAAUCAGAUCACAAGUGCAAAGUUUAAAAUAAUACUAGAAUGGAAGCAAUUUAAUCAUUCAAGUCAUGAGUUUCUGUAAAAUCUCUUUUAUGCAAAUUAAAGGUCUUAUAUUAUGAGCUCAGAAACCUUUCUGCUCUGCAGUAAAGAUGAAUUUGUGCAAAAGAUGUUUUGCUGUUGAGUUUAAAUCUGGCUUGAUUUAGGAUUAAUCUACGGAAAUGUACAUGAGCCUUGGUCUAUGUUCAAAUGUUUUGAACAUUCAAAAUAUGCAAUGAUCAAUACCUUUUGGUACAAGAAAUUAGCGGCUCAUUUUUGAAAUAUGUAGACAUUUUACAGUUAAUUGGUUAUAAGAGCGACUUAAAUGGGUUUUCAUUAUUAACGUUAGAUACCUUAAUGACCAAGACUUAUUUGGCACCUUUAUGAAUUAUGAGAAGACAAUGAAUUUGAGACGGAAAGAUGAGGGAAUGAAUGUGAAAUACUGUUUAUAUUGUGUGACUGUGAGCAUGUUUCAGUGUGACUCCAGAUACAUUUCCUCAAGCUCCUGUUAAAAAAUAUCUGUACUUAAUUUGUUUAUAAUUAACUUUAUUUCAUUUAUGUUUUA
This is a messenger RNA of Carassius gibelio (silver crucian carp), 4626 nucleotides long. Its product is annotated as kin of IRRE-like protein 1. Gene Ontology annotation, biological process: cell-cell adhesion. Gene Ontology annotation, cellular component: cell-cell junction. Gene Ontology annotation, molecular function: cell adhesion molecule binding. The record is from RefSeq and is a predicted model, not a curated record. Bases 479 to 2818 code for a protein of 779 amino acids. NCBI's taxonomy places the organism in Eukaryota, Metazoa, Chordata, Actinopteri, Cypriniformes, Cyprinidae. The transcript is spliced from 15 exons.